Messenger RNA from Chanos chanos (milkfish), 972 nucleotides. Its product is annotated as homocysteine S-methyltransferase 1. The transcript is spliced from 8 exons. Gene Ontology annotation, molecular function: S-adenosylmethionine-homocysteine S-methyltransferase activity. Lineage: Eukaryota; Metazoa; Chordata; Actinopteri; Gonorynchiformes; Chanidae. Bases 22 to 972 code for a protein of 316 amino acids. The record is from RefSeq and is a predicted model, not a curated record. Gene Ontology annotation, biological process: S-methylmethionine cycle.
AUGCUCUAAAUCUACGAUAUAAUGGGUGAUCUCAGAGCCUCUAUGAUUGACAGACCACUCAUUUUGGAUGGUGGCCUAGCAACGCAGUUAGAAGCCGCGGGUCUUCAGUUGCAGGGCGAUCCGUUAUGGAGUGCUAGAAUCCUUCACACGAACCCCGCUGCUAUCAAAGAUGUACACAACAGAUAUCUUCAUAGUGGUGCUGAUGUCAUAACGACCGCCACAUAUCAGGCUAGCAUUGAGGGAUUUGUCAGUCACUUGGGUCUCACCCAUGAACAAGCUCAGCAACUGUUAAUGUCAGGGGUUGAGCUGGCGAAACAAACGGUGAAAGAUUUCAGCUCUGGAGGUCUUCUGUCAGACAGAAGAAUGCCGUUGGUGGCAGGCUCUGUAGGGCCUUAUGGGGCGUUUUUGCACGAUGGCUCUGAGUACACAGGCAGAUACGAGGAGAAAAUGAGUAUAGAGGAGCUCAAAGCCUGGCAUCGACCUCAGAUCCAGUGCUUAGCUGCAGCAGGAGCUGACCUCAUUGCCAUGGAAACAAUCCCAAGUCUUAAAGAGGCUGAGGCACUAGUGGAACUUCUCAGAGAGUUUCCUGACUGUAAAGCCUGGUUGUCCUUCUCAUGCAAGGACAAAGAAAGUAUUUCAAGUGGGAAGAAGUUCUCUGAAGCUGUGCAGACAGUGAGUAGAUGCACUCAGCUUAUUGCUGUUGGCGUGAACUGCUGCCCUCCUACCCUAGUCCAGCCUCUUCUACAAUCUGCCAAGGCUCACAGGAAAGGGGACAUCAGCUGGAUAGUCUACCCAAACAGUGGAGAAGCUUGGGAUACCAACACAGGAUGGAUAACCUCAACAAAGGAAGCAUCAUUUGCAGAGCUAAGUUCUGCGUGGGUGAAAGAAGGUGCUUUGUGGAUUGGAGGCUGUUGCCGCAUUGGCCCUGCUGAUAUAGCACAGCUAAAAAGUCAACUGCAUGGAAAACAUUAG